Dermochelys coriacea (leatherback sea turtle) is the source of this 4245-nucleotide messenger RNA. Its product is annotated as myosin-10-like. The transcript is spliced from 19 exons. Gene Ontology annotation, cellular component: myosin complex. Gene Ontology annotation, molecular function: ATP binding; cytoskeletal motor activity; actin filament binding. Lineage: Eukaryota; Metazoa; Chordata; Testudines; Dermochelyidae. Bases 159 to 2951 code for a protein of 930 amino acids. The record is from RefSeq and is a predicted model, not a curated record.
UACAUAAAUUUGCAUAAUCACCCGGCUGCCUCUCCGGGCCAGUGAGCACAGCUCGGCCUUGUCAAUAGCCCGUGAGAGCUGCACCCCCUCCGCGGCCAACACCUCCCCGGCCCGGACACCUUCCUCCGGCCCUGCUCAGGCUCCCUCUGUCUCCAGCCAUGGCAGCACGGGUGGUUCAGCGGGACGGCGCCGAGCACUACCUCUUCGUGGACCGGGACUCGGUGGGGAACCCGGCCACGCAGGCGGACUGGACGGCCAAGCGGCUGGUGUGGGUGCCCUCGGAGCGGCAUGGCUUCGAGGCGGCCGGCCUGCGGGAGGAGCGGGGCGACGAGGUGCUGGUGGAGCUCGCGGAGAAUGGGCGCCAGGUGCUGGUGCCCAAACACGAGGUGCAGAAGAUGAAUCCCCCGAAGUUCUCCAAGGUGGAGGACAUGGCCGAGCUGACCUGCCUCAACGAGGCCUCCGUGCUGCACAACCUCAAGGACCGCUACUACUCCGGCCUCAUCUAUACAUACUCAGGGCUGUUCUGUGUGGUCAUCAACCCCUACAAGAACCUGCCCAUCUACACGGAGCAGAUCGUCGAGAUGUAUCGGGGCAAGAAGCGACAUGAGAUGCCGCCCCACAUCUACGCCAUCUCAGAGGCUGCCUACCGCAGCAUGCUGCAGGACCGAGAGGAUCAAUCCAUCCUGUGCACGGGCGAGUCCGGCGCUGGGAAGACGGAGAACACCAAGAAGGUGAUCCAGUACCUGGCGCACGUGGCCUCCUCCCACAAGGCCCGCAAGGAGCAGAGCAUCCCGGUGCAGGAGCUGCAGAUCCGGGCCAGCGAGGCCGAGCGAGCCAAGGCCGAGCUUGCCGACCGCGUGGGCAAGCUGCAGAGUGAGCUGGACAGUGUAUCGGGAGCCCUGGGCACCACGGAGUCAAAGACGAUCAAGCUCACCAAGGAGCUGGCCAGCACGGAGUCCCACCUGCAGGACACCCAGGAGCUGCUGCAGGAGGAGACGCGGCAGAAGCUGGCGCUGAGCUCACGGGUGCGGCAGCUGGAGGAGGAGAAGGCCGCCGUGCUGGAGCAGCUGGAGGAGGAGGAGGCUGUGAAGGGCAACCUGAGCCGCCAGAUCCAGGGCCUGCAGCAGCAGGUGGUGGAGGCCCGGCGGAAGCUGGAGGAGGACGCGGGCACGGCGGAGGCGCUGGAGGAGGCCCGGCGGCGGGCGGCCCGGGAGCUGGAGCUGCUGGGGCAGCGCUGGGAGGAGAAGGCGCAGGCGGCCGAGAAGCUGGAGAAGAGCCGGGCGCGGCUGCAGCAGGAGCUGGACGAUGCCAGCCUGGAGCUGGGCCAGCAGCGCCAGGCUGUGGCCAACCUGGAGCGCCGGCAGAAGAAGUUCGACCAGAUGCUGGCGGAGGAGAAGCUGGUGUCGUCACGCCAUGCGGAGGAGCGGGAUCGGGCCGAAGCUGAGGCCCGGGAGAAGGAGACCAAGGUGCUGUCGCUGAGCCGGGCCCUGGGGGAGGCGCUGGAGCUUCGGGAGGAGCUGGACCGGCAGAACAAGCAGCUUCGGGCCGAGCUGGACGACCUGGUCAGCUCCAAGGACGACGUUGGCAAGAACGUCCACGAGCUGGAGCGGUCGAAGCGAGCGCUGGAGCAGCAGGUGCAGGAGAUGCGGGCGCAGCUGGAGGAGCUGGAGGACGAGCUGCAGACCACGGAGGAUGGGAAGCUGCGGCUGGAGGUGACCCUGCAGGCCAUGAAGGCGCAGCACGAGCGGGACCUGCAGAGCCGCGACGACACCAACGACGAGAAGAAGAAGCUGCUCUCCAAGCAGGUGCGGGACCUGGAGCAGGAGCUGGACAGCGAGCGGAAGCAGCGGGCCCAGGUGGUGGCGGCGCGGAAGAAGCUGGAGCUGGACCUGCAGGAGGUGCUGGGGCAGAUCGACGCCGCCAACAAGGGGCGCGAAGAGGCCGUCAAGCAGCUCCGCAAACUGCAGGCCCACAUGAAAGAGCUGUGGCGGGAGGUGGAGGAGUCGCGCACGUCCCGCGAGGAGAUCUUCCUCCAGUCCAAGGAGAACGAGAAGAAGCUGAAAAACUUGGAGGCGGAGCUACUUCAGCUUCAGGAGGAGCUGGCGGCAGCUGAGCGAGCCAAGCGGCAGGCGCAGCAGGAGCGCGACGACCUGGCCGACGAGCUGGCCAAUGGCGUCAGCGGCAAGUCGGCGCUGCUGGACGAGAAGCGGCACCUGGAGGCCCGGAUCGGGCAGCUGGAGGAGGAGCUGGACGAGGAGCAGAGCAACGGGGAGCUGCUGAAUGACCGUUACCGCAAGCUGAGCCUGCAGGUGGAGACGCUGACGACGGAGCUGGGGGCCGAGCGCAGCUUCUCGCAGAAGGCGGAGAACGCCCGGCAGCAGAUGGAGCGGCAGAACAAGGAGCUGCGGGCCAAGCUGGGCGAGCUGGACUCCUCCGUCAAGGCCAAGUACAAGCUGACCAUCGCCACCCUGGAGGCCAAGGUGGCCCAGCUGGAGGAGCAGUUGGAGCAGGAGUCCAGGGAGCGGAUCCUGUCGGGGAAGCUGGUGCGCCGGGCGGAGAAGCGGCUGAAGGAGGUGGUGCUGCAGGUGGAGGAGGAGCGCCGGAGCGCCGACCAGUUCAAGGACCAGGUGGAGAAGGGCCACAUCCGCCUGAAGCAGCUGAAGCGGCGGCUGGAGGAGGCGGAGGAGGAGGCGUCGCGGGCGAACUCCAGCCGGCGCCGCAUGCAGCGGGAGCUGGACGACGUCACCGAGUCGGCCGAGUCCAUGAACCGCGAGGUCACCACGCUGCGCAACCGGCUCAGGCGCGCCCCCCUCACGUUCACCACCCGCACGGUGCGUCAGGUCUUCCGGCUGGAGGGCGUCUCAGAUGAUGAGGCCGACGGGCCCGAUGCAGGGACCCCGGACCCCGAACACCAGCCGCAGCCCCCAGCGGCCGAACCUCCCGCCCCGUGAGGGGCCCCAGGACUGGGGCUGCAUGGAUGGGGCCCCCCGGCACAAUGACAAAGCCAGGCUCAGCACUGGGCCUUGGGCCCUAUCCCGGCCCCCCAUGCUGGGGGCUGCUCGCAUAUCAGCCAGCACUUUAGAGGGGGGGUCUGGGGGGGUGGCUGCAGCCUAGCUCAAUCCCCUAUGAAAUAACCCCCCUGCCCCCCACCAGGGUCUGACUGCCGGGGGGCACAGCAAUGGUCCCCCCUUCUGGGAUCUCUUGUGUCCCCCCCCGACCCAGCACUCCCCCUGGACUGGGAUCCCCUGCCCCCAUCCCCAGCACCCCAACCUAGGAUCCCCCCCGGACCCAGCACCCUCCCUACAGCCUGGGAUACUCCCCUGACCCAGCUACCCCCCCACCCCCUGUCUGUUCAGCCCCAGGACUAGAGGGGCAAGCUGGGCACAUUCCCCCCCCCUUUCCCCCCCGUUGUGCUCCCCUGUGGGGUGGGGCUGGCCAGGGGUGCCUCCUACGCCCUGGAAGUAUCAGGCACUGAAGGGUUAAUGGGCUCCAGGAGGCCAAACUCCCCUUCAGAGCUGGUCCUGGGCCCCGUGGCGAGACCCCUCACAUGCCGCGUGUAUCACCCCCAGGUGCUGGGUCCUGCUCCCCGCACCUGGGAGUGCCCCAGCCUCCGGCCCGGCCCUCAAAGGCACCCUGGAGUCUCAUUGGCUUUAGCCGCAGCUGGGGCCCGACUUUGCCCCUCCAGGGGGUUGGGUUGCUGCAGGGCUGAGACCUCUGCACAGAGCUGUCGGGGUCACACCCGUGAGCUGCCCCCCUGGCCCAGCUAUCCCCCUCCCUGCCCUCUGGAGCCACCCCCGGGCCCAUCUACCCCGGCAUCCUGCUUCCCCUGCCCUUUGGAGCCACCCCCGGGCCCAUCUACCCCGAUAUCCUGCCUCCCCUGCCCUCUGAAGCCAUCCCCGGGCCCAGCUACCUCGAUAUCCUGCCCCCUCUAUGCUCUCUGGAGCUGCCCCCAGGCUCAUCCAUCCCAAUAUCUUGCCCCCCCACCCUCUGGAGCCACCCCCGGGCCCAGCUACUCUGGUAUCCCUCCUCCCCCACCCUCCAGAGUCACCCCCAGGCCCAUCUACCCCGGUAUCCCGCCUCCCCCACCCUCCGGAGCCACCCCCGGGCACAGCUACCCUGGUAUCCUGCCCUCCAGAGCCACCCCUGGGCCCAUUUACCCCAAUAUCCUGCCCUCCCCGCCCUCUGGAGCCAACCCCGGGCCCAGCUACCCCAGUAUCCCGCCCUCCGGAGCCACCCCCGGGCCCA